Closterium sp. Naga37s-1 is the source of this 1635-nucleotide messenger RNA. NCBI's taxonomy places the organism in Eukaryota, Viridiplantae, Streptophyta, Zygnematophyceae, Desmidiales, Closteriaceae. The record is from the annotation of a GenBank genome assembly.
AUGCCUCGACGGUCCGAGGAACUCCAGCAGGUGAUUAAGGAGGUGACGUCACAGCUUGGGGAAGACGAAGAGAGGGGGGAUCGUGUCGCGCGAAGUGCGGAUAGCGACGAGGAGGCCACCGGGGGGGGACGGGAGGAGGGGAAUGACCGGGGAAGCGCGGAAGCAAACGCGGAAAUGAAUGCGGAAAGGGACGAUGAAGAGGCGCCUUCACGAGCGAGAGAAAGCGCGGAAGGCGGAGGAGAAUCUGCGGAGGGUGCGGAACGCGCGGAAGGCGGAGAGCUGGCGGGCGACGCGGAGGAGAAGCGAGAGAAGCGCGGAGAGGAGGAGGAAGAGAAGGCUGAGGUUGGGGAAGAGAAGCGCGAAAAUGUAGUCCCCCCCGCGGAUGACGACGAAGUGGCGGAGCGGAAGGCGGAAAAGGCGGACGCGGCGGAAGACGAUGCCGGCGAGGGGGAGGGUGGGGAGAAAGCGGAUAGGCGGAGGAAGGAGAGGAGUGAGGAUGGCGACGAGGGAGAGGGGGAAACGGAGGGGAACGGUGAAGGGGACGGCGAGGGGCGGCGUGUGAAGAAGGAAACUCAGGAGAUUCCGGAGGCAGACGAUGGCCCGCGCGCGGAAAAGGAGGAGGAUGACGCGGAAGGAGGCGAUGAUGACGUGUCGAAGCGGACGCGCGGAAAGGGAAGGGAGCGGGGGGAGGAAGAGGCCGAUGCAGGCGGGGCAGGCGGGGGAGCAGCAGGUGCAGCAGGGAUGGAGGAGGAGAUGGAAGGAGCUGCAGUGACGCCCGGCCAAGACGAGAUGAUUCCUGGAUCAGGUGCGUCUGACCGCACCAGCACCGCCAGUGGGGCUGGUGCAGUUGGAGGUUCGGAGGGAGGCUCGGAGCCGAUUACAGGCGCGGGGGUGGGCGGCGAUGUGUUCGGGCGGGCGGGGGAAGGGAGCGCAGGCGCGGGGUUGGGGAGCAUGGGCGCGGGGGAAGGCAACAUGGGCGCGGGGGAAGGGGGGAACAUAGUCGUGCGCGACGAGGGGAGCAUGGGCGCGGUGGUGAGUGAAGAAGAAUUGGAGAUUCUGAAGCACCUUCAGGAGGAUGUGGCGGUGAGAAUGAGUGAGGAGGAGCAGAUGGAGCUGGAGGCCGGGGCUGUGGCUGACGCUGAUGCCCACUCGUCGUACAUGCAGGAGGUGAUGGGGAUCCGGAGGAACUUCAAACCGACGCUCAUGGGAAUGAAGGACAAGGCAAGCAAGCACGUGCUGCCACACAUCUCUCAGAUCGCCCGCACGUCCCGGCCUGUCCCUGUGUGUGACGCUCCUUGCAAUCCUCCCUUCCUCCCCUUCUCUCCCACCCCUCUUCCACUCCUCUCCCACCCCUUUCCCACUCCUCCCAAACUCCCCCGGCAGGGCCUCUCCCUGUGUGUGACCAUCCGCUCGUCAGAGAGAGGGCAGGGCAAGUUCAUUCGCCUGCGAGCAGUGCUGCAGCUGCUGGUGUCCCUGGGGGUGGGCUUGCACGCCUACAUCACUAUCUUUGAACGUGCCAUGCUUGAUUUGCCGCCCAAUGCCUCGGCCGGCGCGUAUGCGGCUUAUGCGGCAUGCUUCUUCUUCCUUGUGCUUAUAUCGAGGGGCCCCAAGCGGCACGAGGAUAAGGACAAGUAG